CCAAGGAAGUAUCCGUGGCGCGCUUCCCCAAUUAAAACCCCCAUUCCCCGCCCCCGCAUUCUCUGGACCGCACGACCAUUUUGGAGAACGGAAUCAGGUCUAGGAGAUGACAGCCGGCGAGCACCACGUGGCGGAGGUGGAGAUGGAGGCGGUGGCCGAGGAAAGCAGCCACCAGCUUCGCCGUCGGAGGGGGGAGGAGGCGGCCGCCGGCGAGGGAGAGGCGGAGGCGAUGUCGAUGGAGAGGGUGUUCGACGAGAAGCCGGUGCCGACUUGGCGGGAGCAGCUGACGGUGCGGGCCUUCGCGGUGAGCGCACUCCUCGGGGUGAUGUUCAGCAUCAUCGUCAUGAAGCUUAACCUCACCACGGGUAUCAUCCCCUCCCUCAACGUCUCCGCCGGCUUGCUGGGUUUCUUCUUUGUGCGGACGUGGGCCAGGGUUCUGGAGAAGACUGGUUUGCUGAAGCAACCGUUCACCCGCCAGGAGAAUACCGUCAUCCAGACCUGCGUCGUCGCCACCUCCGGCAUCGCCUUCAGCGGAGGCUUUGGAAGUUACCUUUUUGCUAUGAGUGACACCAUUGCCAAGCAAACUACUGAAGAGAAUGAUGCACAAAACAUCAAGAACCCAAAAUUAGGAUGGAUGAUCGGAUUUCUGUUCGUUGUUAGUUUCCUUGGGCUAUUCUCACUUGUGCCCCUUCGAAAGAUCAUGAUCAUCGACUACAAGCUGACAUAUCCCAGUGGCACUGCAACAGCUCACCUGAUCAACAGUUUCCACACUCCUCAGGGUGCCAAGCUAGCAAAGAAACAAGUGAGAACAUUGGGCAAAUUCUUUGUAGUCAGCUUCUUGUGGGGAUUUUUUCAAUGGUUUUACACUGCCGGGGAUGAUUGUGGGUUCGCAGCCUUUCCAACACUAGGCCUCCAAGCCUAUGAGCAUAAGUUCUAUUUUGAUUUUUCAGCUACUUAUGUUGGGGUUGGAAUGAUUUGUCCGUAUCUUGUAAAUAUCUCUGUCCUCUUGGGAGGCAUUUUGUCAUGGGGAAUCAUGUGGCCUCUCAUUGAUGCUAAGAAAGGUGACUGGUACCCAGCAGGUCUAUCACCCACUAGUCUUCAUGGCUUGCAAGGAUACCGGGUCUUUAUAGCCAUUGCCUUGAUUCUCGGGGAUGGCCUUUACAACUUCUUUAAGGUUUUGGGCCGAACAAUCUCCACCUUCAUAUCACAAGUGAAGAGCAAAGGCAAUGCUGCAACACUUCCCAUUUCAGAUGACAGUUCUCCAAUCACGACAUCAGGUAUUUCCUUUGAUGACAGACGUCGCACCGAACUCUUUCUCAGGGAUCAAAUCCAGAAGCCAAUUGCAUUUGGGGGUUAUGUUGUUGUUGCUGCUGUUUCUAUUGCCACCCUUCCCCACAUCUUUCCACAACUCAAAUGGUACUACGUCUUGGUUGCCUACAUCUUUGCACCAGUGCUUGCCUUCUGCAAUGCCUAUGGUUGUGGCCUCACUGACUGGUCUCUUGCCUCCACCUAUGGUAAGCUCGCAAUUUUCACCAUUGGAGCAUGGGCUGGGGCCUCGAAUGGUGGAGUCCUUGCAGGCCUUGCAGCCUGUGGUGUCAUGAUGAGCAUCGUGUCUACUGCUUCGGACCUUAUGCAGGACUUCAAGACUGGGUACCUGACUUUGACCUCUCCAAGGUCCAUGUUUGUUAGCCAGGUAAUUGGCACUGCCAUGGGUUGUGUCAUUGCACCAUCAGUCUUCUGGCUAUUCUUCAAGGCCUUCAAAGAUAUUGGUGUGCCUGGAUCAGAAUACCCAUCACCUAAUGCACUGGUUUAUCGUAACAUGGCAAUACUUGGAGUUGAUGGAUUUUCAUCAUUGCCAAAGCACUGCCUCACCCUUUGCUAUAUCUUCUUUGGUGCUGCCAUUCUCAUCAACUUGCUGAGAGAUGUUGUUGGAAAGAAGGUGGCAAGGUUUAUACCACUCCCAAUGGCGAUGGCGAUACCUUUUUAUCUGGGAUCAUACUUUGCAAUCGACAUGUGUGUGGGGAGCCUGAUAUUAUUUGUGUGGGAACUGAUUGACAAGGCUAAGGCUGCCACUUUUGGGCCGGCGGUGGCAUCUGGUUUGAUUUGUGGUGAUGGGAUAUGGACUCUGCCCCAGUCGGUUCUUGCCCUUGUUCAAGUGAAGCCACCCAUAUGCAUGAAGUUUCUGUCAAGGAGCAUGAAUGCUAAGGUGGAUACCUACAUUGCAACAUUAUCUUAGGUUCCAUAGUUGAAGGACAGCAAGGUGGUAGAGAAAUAUGAUAAGCAGAUUUGGUAGAUUUGACGGGAAAUGAAGUAGAGGGUAAACAGGGAAGCAGAAUUAUACUAGAAUUUACUCCAUCUGUAAACCAUCUUAGCGUUGGGGGCAGCCUUCAAGUAUUACUGUAUCCGUUUCACGUAAGAUACACUGGAUUAAGGAGGAGAAUUUCAGAAUAAAUUUAAAUGUCAUAUAGCUCUCAGAUUAUGAUAUCGUAUCAACCAAAUGGCUUUGUAAAAUUAAAUACUUGUAUUCUGUCUCUUUAUUCUUAUUCUCAGCACUCCCAUGAGCAAGCUCCUUAAAUUAAAGAGGAUGGAGUCUAAUUUCACAAA
This is a messenger RNA of Elaeis guineensis (African oil palm), 2604 nucleotides long. Its product is annotated as probable metal-nicotianamine transporter YSL12. Lineage: Eukaryota; Viridiplantae; Streptophyta; Magnoliopsida; Arecales; Arecaceae. Gene Ontology annotation, cellular component: membrane. Gene Ontology annotation, molecular function: oligopeptide transmembrane transporter activity. The record is from RefSeq and is a predicted model, not a curated record.